ACAAUUAGUUUUUAAUUAUUCUCGUUUUGAAAAAUCGCGGGUCUCUUUUUAACGCACAUGCGCAGAAGAAUUGCAGCCAAAGAUGUUCAAUAACAACAAAGCCAAAGUCGCAAGUGAAAAAUUAGUGAAUUUGUGCGGUGUGAUCUUUAAAAUUGGAGAAUAUUUCGAUAUUAAUUGAUAAUAAGUAGGUAACUGAUGAAGCGGUUCUAUUAUCUACCCCAUCCUGCUUCAUUUAUCGAUUUUGUACCAUUAAUGUCGAAAAGUUCUUUACAGUUUAAGCAAUUUCUAAUUUCACACUUGAUUCUUCGCACCCAGAGGAACAAUGGGCUUGCCGAAAAUGCCAUGUUGGUACUACGAGAAAAAGAAUUUGAAACAUACACCUUCCAUUCAAGAUGGCAUUGACUAUGACACAGAAUGCCGAUACAGAAAAGAAGGUGCGCGAUUUAUUAUCGACACUGGCACAAAAAUGGAUCUCGGAUACAACACCAUGGCGACUGGAGUCGUUUAUUUUCACCGAUUUUACAUGUUUCACUCAUUUAAAACUUUUCCACGAUACGUGACUGCAUGCAGUUGUUUAUUUUUAGCCGGCAAAGUGGAAGAGACUCCAAAAAAGUGCAAAGACAUUAUCAAAACUGCAAAAACAUUGCUGAGUGAUCAAAAGUUCCUGACUUUCGGUGAAGAUCCUAAAGGCGAAACGGAUUUUUAUUUACAGGAAGAAGUAAUGACGCUAGAAAGGAUUUUGCUUCAAACAAUUAAAUUCGACCUGCAAGUCGAACACCCGUAUAGUUAUCUAUUAAAAUAUGCCAAGUGUUUAAAAGGUGACAAGAAUAAGUUACAAAAAAUGGUGCAAAUGGCGUGGACUUUUGUCAACGACAGUUUGUGCACGACUUUAUGUCUUCAAUGGGAACCGGAAAUAAUUGCAGUCGCACUUAUGUACCUAGCUGGAAAAUUAAGUAAAUUUGAAGUAGUCGACUGGCAAGGAAGACAGCCGAAACACUUACGAUGGUGGGAUAUGUUUGUUGAAGAUGUUACGAUGGACCUUCUAGAAGAUAUUUGCCACCAAGUUCUGGAUUUAUAUUCGCAAGCGAAUAACGCGAAACCACCGGACUCGCCUCCUUUAAUUCCUUCAACUGAAGCCGCCAGGGAAAGAAUUGUCGCACCACCUUCGAUAGAAUCUGGAUCAAGUACUCCGAAUGCGACGUUACCAGGAAAAGCACCAAAGACGGAACCGAAUUCGGCAUCAACGAAUGGUUGUGCUCCGCUGGACGGAAGUGAAAAUUCGAAACCGUUGGACCUACCUGCACAUUUUCCACCGUAUCCCGCGAAUUUUCCUAGCUCGACGAACUAUCCGCCAGUUUAUCCCCCUGCAAAUAUAUCAGUGCCACCUCCCAAUGUUAAUCACAUUGUACCUUCGACGCACAAUUUAGGUACGCCGAGUUCUGUUCGACAGAUUCAAACAGUGACAACGCCGACACAACCGCCAUUUCCACCCUACGGUUACCCGUCGAAUGCCUCGUUUUUCUCCGGCGGAACACCCACUGGGCCUUCCAGCAAUCAGCGCUCCUACUACCCCUCGCAAUCCUAGGCUAUAAUAUUUUUAUAUUUUAACUACUACCAAACAUUCUGCUCGUUGAGAUUGUACGUCGCAAAUCUUCUGGGGAACUGUCAGAACUUCUUUUCUAAUAAAACCCAUUGUAAAUACUGUGCAAUUA
Molecule: messenger RNA, 1712 nt
Organism: Belonocnema kinseyi
Lineage: Eukaryota; Metazoa; Arthropoda; Insecta; Hymenoptera; Cynipidae
Gene: CycK
Product: cyclin-K-like
Exons: 9
Coding region: 323-1585 (420 amino acids)
Biological process (GO): regulation of transcription by RNA polymerase II; positive regulation of DNA-templated transcription, elongation
Cellular component (GO): nucleus; cyclin/CDK positive transcription elongation factor complex
Molecular function (GO): cyclin-dependent protein serine/threonine kinase activator activity
Source: RefSeq, a predicted model, not a curated record